GCCCGUCUAUAUCCGCCUCCAAACCCUACCCUUCUUCAUUCCUUCCCCUCCGGCGCCGCCACCCCAGACUCUCCGCCGCCGGCAAGAUGGGCCGCGUGAUCCGCGCUCAGCGUAAGGGUGCGGGGUCCGUGUUCAAGUCGCACACCCACCACCGCAAGGGCCCUGCCCGGUUCCGGUCCCUCGACUUCGGCGAGCGCAACGGGUACCUCAAGGGCGUGGUCACCGACGUCAUCCACGACCCGGGCCGCGGCGCGCCGCUGGCCAAGGUCACCUUCCGCCACCCGUUCCGCUACAAGCACCAGAAGGAGCUCUUCGUCGCUGCUGAGGGCAUGUACACGGGCCAGUUCGUCUACUGCGGACGCCGUGCUACGCUCUCUAUCGGCAACGUCCUGCCGCUCAGGGGGAUCCCCGAGGGUGCCGUCGUCUGCAACGUUGAGCACCACGUUGGGGACCGCGGCGUCUUUGCCAGGGCGUCUGGGGACUACGCUAUCGUCAUCAGCCAUAACCCAGACAACGGCACAUCAAGGAUCAAGCUCCCGUCUGGUGCUAAGAAGAUUGUCCCAAGUAGCUGCCGUGCCAUGAUCGGGCAGGUCGCUGGUGGUGGCAGGACUGAGAAGCCAAUGCUGAAGGCUGGCAAUGCCUACCACAAGUACCGUGUGAAGAGGAACUGCUGGCCUAAGGUGCGUGGUGUGGCCAUGAACCCUGUUGAGCAUCCUCAUGGAGGAGGUAACCACCAGCACAUUGGUCAUGCCUCCACUGUCCGCCGUGAUGCUCCUCCUGGCCAGAAGGUUGGUCUCAUUGCCGCGAGGAGGACUGGUCGUCUUAGGGGCCAAGCUGCUGCUACUGCUGCCAAGGCUGACAAGGCCACUUAAACUCGUUAAAUUUUCUAUAUGCAGCAUUAGAUAUCUUAUAGAUUAAAACAUGUUUGGAUCUUAAUUUUGUGUGUCAUUCUGAUGAGCGAUGAACAUGGACGUUUCAGUUUUUGUGGCAAGCUACUGAUGAGAUUUUUGUUCUCUUUAAUCAAAGUUGUACUUUAUGUUCUCUUGUUUU
Messenger RNA from Sorghum bicolor (sorghum), 1050 nucleotides. RefSeq names its product 60S ribosomal protein L8. Bases 87 to 872 code for a protein of 261 amino acids. Gene Ontology annotation, biological process: cytoplasmic translation. Gene Ontology annotation, molecular function: structural constituent of ribosome; RNA binding. Gene Ontology annotation, cellular component: cytosolic large ribosomal subunit; ribosome. Lineage: Eukaryota; Viridiplantae; Streptophyta; Magnoliopsida; Poales; Poaceae. The record is from RefSeq and is a predicted model, not a curated record. The transcript has 2 exons.